UGAUUGGCCGUGUCCCGGCGCCGCCACCGCCGCUUCGGCCUUGGGCUCUGGCUUCCGAGAUGGCGGCGCAGGUGCUCGGAAAGGCGCUGGUGUCCGCCAAAUGGCUGUCCGAGGCCGUGAAGGCCGGAAGGGUCGGGGCUGGCUUGCGGGUGCUCGACGCCUCCUGGUACCCGCCGCAGGAGCGAAACGCCCGGCAGGAGUUCAGGGAGAGCCACAUCCCCGGGGCGUCCUUCUUCGACAUCGAAGAGUGCCGGGACAAGUCGUCCCCGUAUGACUUCAUGCUGCCCAGCGAGGCUCACUUCGCCGACUACGUGGGGCACCUGGGGAUCGGCAACGACACCCACGUCGUGGUGUACGACGGGGACAAGGUGGGCACUUUCUACGCCCCCCGCGCCUGGUGGAUGUUUCGGGUCUUUGGGCACCGCGAGGUGUCGGUGCUGAACGGUGGCUUCAAGAACUGGGUGAAGGAGGGCCACCCCGUGACGGCCGAGGUCAGCCAGCCCACGCCAGCUGUGUUUAAGGCCAAGCUGGACAAGACCCUGCUGAAGACCUUCGAGGAGAUGAUGGAGAAUGUGGGAUCCAGGCGGUUCCAGGUAGUGGAUUCCCGCCCUGAGGGCCGGUUUCGGGGGACUGAGCUGGACCAAGGGCUGGAAUCUGGUCACAUCCCCGGUGCUGUGAACAUACCCUUCCAAUCAUUCCUAACAGAAACUGGCCAUGAGAAGAGUAUUGAGGAGAUUCAACAGAUGUUCCGCGAGAAGAAAGUGGAUCUCUCAAAGCCACUGACAAUCACGUGCCGUAAAGGCGUCACGGCAUGUCACAUUGCCUUGGCGGCCUACCUGUGUGGCAAGCCUGAUGUGUCCAUUUAUGAUGGUUCUUGGUCGGAGUGGUUCCACCGUGCCCCACCUGAGUACAAGGUCUCUGAGAUGAAGCGCAACAAGGCCUAGAAGGAGCGUUGUUUCUUGGGCAGUGAGAUCUAGCGGCAAUCUCCAGCCCAGGCUACAGGGAAAGGGAGGAAGUGGAAAUAAAGAAAAAUCGUGGUGAUUUGUAUUUUGCCAAUUUUUCUAAGAAUGAUCAGUAGCUUUUUAUGACUUCUUACACUUUCUCACAAUGAAAUAAAAUUUACUUCAAAGAUGA
Cygnus atratus (black swan) is the source of this 1134-nucleotide messenger RNA. RefSeq names its product thiosulfate sulfurtransferase (gene TST). Lineage: Eukaryota; Metazoa; Chordata; Aves; Anseriformes; Anatidae. Gene Ontology annotation, molecular function: thiosulfate-cyanide sulfurtransferase activity. The coding region runs from base 60 to 944 and encodes 294 amino acids. The record is from RefSeq and is a predicted model, not a curated record. Gene Ontology annotation, biological process: transsulfuration. The transcript is spliced from 2 exons. Gene Ontology annotation, cellular component: mitochondrion.